UACUUCUGCCUUGGUGCGCAAUGACUGAUGCUGAGCGAAGGGAAAGGAAAAAAAACAUUGCAUUUCUUUCCAGAUGUGCAUUUGAUCACAAUCCAAACUGGGCAUUUUUAUUCAUGCACGCUCUGUCGUCCUAAAACAUGUGAUAGUCUUCAUACAAUGCUGAUGCAAGGGGUUUUGCUUUUUUGCAGCAUCAAAUACAUGGUUUUGUCGGCCCUCGGCGGUCAUCUGGUUGACUUCCAAGCACCUUCAUCAAUCUGAGCAGAAGUUUGUUGCAGGAAGUCACCAUGCUGACCACCAUCACAGAAGGAAUACUUUGCUGCCUAACUGGGAAGGCCGCCCGUCUAGUUUUACCAUUAGAGUCGACGGAGCCCUCCGAUGGUUUCGAGUUCGUGGAGGUGAAACCCGGACGAGUCCUGCGAGUGCGUCACAUCGUCCCCGAGCGUCAGACGGUCAUCAGCAACGAUUACGCCGCGGCCCGGGAGCAGAAAGACGCUGUUCAUGACGAGCCUAAAAAUGACACUAACAGCGGUGUCCACUGCAAGAGGAAGAUCACAGUGUAUCGCAACGGCCAGCUGGUGAUUGAGAAUCUUGGCGAUGUUUUGCACUCUGAGAUCCUUCAGUGCCAGGAUGGUGAUCUGGAGCCGUGUAGUACUGUCGAAGUGGAGCUGGCUGACUAUAAAGACUUGGCCUCGUCUCCGGACCCCAACCCUGUCCCCCCUCCUGUUCCUCCACCUCCCGGUGAGCAAAAGCCCGCCCCACCUCCCCGCCGCCGACGCAGGAAGCCUAAGCGCACCGUGCUGAUCGACUCCAAGAGAGUGAUCUCCAGUUGCAAGGGGACGCACUCGGACGUAGCGUUGUUCUUUGUGCACGGUGUCGGAGGCUCGUUAGACAUUUGGAGCAGCCAAUUGGACUUUUUCUCUCGGCUGGGCUAUGAGAUCAUUGCGCCGGACUUGGCGGGGCACGGGGCCAGCACGGCCCCACAGAUUGCAGCAGCGUACACUUUUUACGCUCUGGCGGAGGAUCUACGCGCCAUCUUCAAGAGAUACGCUCGUAAACGCAACAUUCUCAUUGGCCAUUCUUAUGGAGUGUCGUUCUGCACAUUCCUGGCCCACGAAUAUCCUGACCUGGUCCACAAGGUGGUUAUGAUCAAUGGAGGCGGUCCCACAGCCUUGGAGCCCAGCCUCUGUUCCAUCUUCCAACUUCCUUCGUGUGUCCUCCACUGUCUGUCCCCUUGCUUGGCCUGGAGUUUCCUCAAAGCUGGAUUUGCCCAUCAGGGUGCCAAAGAAAAGCAGCUUUUGAAGCAGGGCAACGCCUUCAAUGUGUCUCCAUUUGUACUGCGUGCCAUGAUGAGCGGCCAAUACUGGCCCGAGGGCGAUGAGGUUUACCAUGCUGAGCUCACAGUGCCCAUCCUUCUGGUUCAUGGCAUGUGUGACAAGUUUGUGCCCAUGGAUGAAGACCAACGAAUGGCAGAGAUCCUCCUAUUUGCCUUUUUGAAAGUCAUCGAGGAAGGAAGUCACAUGGUGAUGAUGGAGUGUCCCGACACUGUCAACACACUCCUUCACGAGUUCUUUCUAUGGGAGCCCGACAUGUCCAAAAAAGACAGCGGCAAGACAGACAUGGAGAAGUGUGUCGCAUUCAGUGACUCUCUCCGCAUGCCGAGAAUCAGCAAGUCCAAUGACAAAUAACCAAUAAGGAUUCCGGCGGGUUCUUGUCGAGGAAUUAUUAAGUAGAUGGCCUUUUUGUGGCUGUUGUCAAAAUGUUCUUCAGGCUGCUUCCGGGCUGAGAGCUGUUACAUACAAGGCCAAGGCUCGAGGAAGAGGGCGGCCGCUGGUGCUUGAAGAUAAAGCUGGAAUACUGGCACGUUGCCAAGCAGAGAACAAAGAUGAGAGAAACUGAUGCAAAUAUAAAGUCAUUGUGCAUUUUUUUUUUACUCAUACCUAUUUUUGUGCACACGACUGGAGGUCAAAAGCACUGUUACAAGUUACGACGAGUGUGUCGUGUUUCUCGGAAACAACUGCGACGUGCAAAAGUCAUGAAAUGUGCGGAUUUCCUUGCCUGCGUCUUUUAUAUUGCGUCAAAUGCUGCAAGAUUAUACACUAAAAAUUGACUCAAGCUCUCAUGUCUGUUUGUCCAGUGGAAAUUCCUGGACGGACAUUUACGGGACAUGUUACAAAUUAUGCAACGUUAACUUAUAGUACAGAACUAUCCAGACAUAUAUUGCAACUCAGAUAUUAUAGAUUGGAAAAUAUUUUGAGCUGUUGCUGCUUAAAUUACAUAUUGUCGCUGUCGUGUGGAAACCUAUGGCUACAUUUGCUCCAUUCCUCAUUUUUAUCAUCAAUUGAUACUAUUGCAAAGGCCCUAUAUGGGUCUAUUAUUCUUACAAGUUAAAAAAUAGUAUGCUCUCUUUAACGAUACAAUUUCUAAUAACUCAAAGAAAUAUGCAGUUUUAUUCCAAAAGAAACGACGGUUUUACGAUGAUUCCGCCCGACAACGACAACCCAAAGGGUAUGUUUGUAUGUUAUUUACCACACGGUUGCAUGGAUAUUUAAAAAGAAUCUACAAAACAUGCUGUAGAUAUAUAUAUAUAAAAUAAGAACACAUUAAUUCCCUCAGUAAAUAAAAUUAUUGAGGCGCUGCAUUUGUGCAGAGCUAGGAUUUUUGUCUUACCCAAUGCUUUUUGCUUCAAUCAAAUUGUGUUACAGUGUAUCUGUAAAUAGACAGUGAUGCCUUGGGAGACAUUUUUUUUUCUCCAGACAAAAGCCUUUGUUGGGAUGGUUAAAUUCAACUCACUUAUUUGGCAGACAGUAAACAAGUCUUCAAAAAAGAGGCUUGUUAUUUGCCACUUGUAGUUGAAGUUUAUCGUCAAAUCUAAAAGAAAACAAAGAAAAUCGUGCACAUAGAUUUUUGUGUAUUUAACAGUCACAUGAAUCUGCUAGCUUACACAUAAUGGGACAUGCCAUAAAUGGGCUAACGAAAAGCAUCUAUGUAAAAAUAUAAAUGGCACUUAAGAGAGUCAAAGGAGUGUCCUCGUGAUUGUAGUAUACUGCCCCUGGUGGCCAAAUCACAUCCACCAGAAGGAGCUGCAAUAAUUUAGGGAAGGGGCACAAACUAAUUCUUUACAAUCGGUUCAAUUAGGUUAUCACUGUAUGAUUUUAGAAAGUGAAAUGGGAGACGUAGCUAUUUUCCUUAUUAAGAAACACAUUACAUGAUUUGGAAUACGAGCAGUCACAAAACAAAAGGAACUCGUCUGUCAAGGCACCACUGUACAUUACAAUUUAUUCUGAAAUGUCACAAACAGCCGUCGUCCAACGUAAUAAUUUGUUAUCGUAAUAACCGCUUCAAAAUCUUUUGUGUGGGUGUUUUUUUUUUUUUUUUUGCGGACUAUUGCAAACUCUCCAGUCCGCCCAGAAGAAAGAAUGAUCUCAGUCGUUUUUGCUCACUCAAAGACAUUCAUUCAUGAGUGUUGACUUGUCUCAUAGUGGGACAGUAAAGUAAGAGUUCAAGUACAGAAAACCUUUAUGAUUGAUCUCUGUCGGCAGUGGGCUAUCAUGGAAGGUGCUUUUGAAACUGGUUGUACAGUGCUUCAAAUCAAAUGAGUUAACCAAAACAAAUCUUGCUUCUCGCACAAUGCUGCUCUGUUAUACAGUACAGUAUAUGCAUUUGGACAGAGAGAGGACGCUACAAGAACAGUUUUAUGCAACUAAAUCAAAGUGGAAAUGAGAGCAACUCAAAUUGUUGCCUCUACAUAUUAUUUAAUAUUUAUGGAUUUACCCCAAAAUCAACAAUGCUACCAACGUAAUGUUAUGUGCUAUGUGUCUAUUUUGAUGUGAAAGGUCAGUAAAAGUGUAUGGAGUUACAGGGUGCACAUGUACUUCCUUCUCUGCUACAAGUGUGCAUACUUAUUGUUAGUGAUUCAGUGCUAUAUCUUCUUGUGAUUAACAAAAAUGUAUUAAUGUGAUUAUUGAAUUUAUUCAUGGGAAUCAAAAGAUAUGCACUGCUUGAAUGUGGAUGCAUAUAACAACAAUCCACACCUUUGGAGUCACACUGUAUGAAUGUGCCUUUUCCUGGCAGGAAAUAAAACUGAUCUUCACAGUC
Messenger RNA from Syngnathus typhle (broad-nosed pipefish), 4095 nucleotides. RefSeq names its product protein ABHD8-like. Bases 285 to 1685 code for a protein of 466 amino acids. The record is from RefSeq and is a predicted model, not a curated record. Lineage: Eukaryota; Metazoa; Chordata; Actinopteri; Syngnathiformes; Syngnathidae. The transcript has 5 exons. Gene Ontology annotation, molecular function: catalytic activity.